Messenger RNA from Akanthomyces muscarius, 1890 nucleotides. RefSeq lists its product as uncharacterized. Lineage: Eukaryota; Fungi; Ascomycota; Sordariomycetes; Hypocreales; Cordycipitaceae. The transcript has a single exon. Bases 1 to 1890 code for a protein of 629 amino acids. The record is from RefSeq and is a predicted model, not a curated record.
AUGAAAUUCACCACCGCCGCCGCCUUGACGUCCCUUUUGGGCGUCGCCGCCGCCGCCAAGGACAAGCGGACUUUUGCUGUCCUGCGCUUCACCAACAAGCAGCUCACCAUUGCCCGUGCUGACCCCAUCGUCACUCCCGGCCAGCCCUCGACCCAUGUUCACCACGUUCUCGGCGGAAGCGGCUUCGGCCUUGGCUCGACUGGCGAGGAUCUCAAAAAAUCCAAAUGCAGCACAGCCAUGAUCAAGGGCGACAACUCCAACUACUGGUUCCCCUCGCUUUACUUCAAGGACCCCAAGUCCGGCAACCUCGAGUCCGUCGAGCUCUUCUACUCCAACGUUUACUACUUUUUCGAGGCCACCAACGAUGAGAUCAAGGCCUUUCCCUUGGGCCUGCAGAUGUUUACCGGCGAUCCCACUGCCCGUACGCCGCCCGCCGCCGGCGCCAAGUCCAACUUUGACGCGUCCAAAGGCCCCAUCAACGGCAUCAAGUGGACAUGCCCUCGUGAAAACAUCAAAACCAACCCCGGCUGGCCCGUCAGCUCCAACGGCUACAAGGCCGGUAUGCAGGAUCCCAACAACGAAGGCGAAGGCGUGGGCUUCCCCGAUGUCGACUGCAACGGCUAUGCCUCGCCUCUCCGUGCCGACAUUCACUUCCCCUCCUGCUACAACCCCCAGGCUGGUCUGACCGACUACAAGAACAACAUGGCCUGGCCCAAGGACAACAACGGUAAGAUGGACUGCCCCGAGGGCUGGAUCCACGUCCCCCACCUGUUCUUCGAAGCCUACUGGAAUACGCCCGCCUUCGCUGGCCGCUGGGAGCAGGGCAAAGGACAGCAACCCUUUGUCCUUGCCAACGGUGACGCUACCGGUUACAGCCUGCAUGCCGACUUCAUGGCCGGCUGGGACGAGCCCCUCCUUCAGAACAUCAUCGACACUUGCGACGCGGGUACCGCGGGCAUGGAUCACUGCCCCGGCCUCACCUACGGCCUGAACAAGGAUGAGUGCACCAUUGAGUCGCCUGUCGACGAAACGGUCACUGGUACUAUGCCCAAGCUGCCCGGGAACAACGCCCUCACUGGAUGGUCCUACGGCGCUGGUGAUGGCGGCAACCAAUCCCCGGAUCCCAGCCAGGGUCAGUCUUCCAGUGCCGCUCCCUCCUCCAUUCCAGUGUCUUCUUCCCCGGUUUCUUCUGCUACCGCUUCUUCUGCUACCGCUUCUUCCGCUCCUGCUUCUUCCGCUCCCGCUUCCGCUUCGUCUGCUCCUGGCUCAUCUGCCCCCGGAUUCUCGACCCCGGCUUCCUCCUCCGCAACUCCUAAGCCUACCUCUCCCUCCGAGUCUGGCUCUCCCAUUGAAUCGAGCGCUUCUUCCCAGACCCAGACUAGUGGUGCCCCUUCGUCUACCCUCUCUGGAGCUCCUGUCAGCCCUUCUGACAAGUGCACCCCUGCUACUGUGCACACUGUCUACAAGACUGUCACCGUGACUGCUGGGGGCCCCGCCCCCACUGGUACCGGCGGUACAGGCAACGACGUCGGUGGCUUCAAGUAUGCCGGCUGCUUCAAGGAUGCUCAAGGUCGUUCCCUCAACGGCAAGGUCCGCCCUGAUAUUGGCCGCAUGAGCAACGAAAAGUGCGUUGCCGAGUGCAAGAAGCUUGGCUUCUCCGCCGCUGGCACCGAAUACGGCGGCCAGUGCUACUGCGGCAACGAGCUCGAGGACUCGGAGCGCCUCGAUGAGUCUGCCUGCAACAUGGCCUGCGAGGACAACGCAUCAUCCAAGUGCGGUGGCAGCUGGGCCUUGUCCGUCUACAGCGAGGAUGGUGAGGUUAGCCUGAAGAACGCUCAGCGCCGCCGCCACAUGCACGAGCACGUUAAGCGCCACUCUGGUCGUUUCUGA